Messenger RNA from Tachysurus fulvidraco (yellow catfish), 1516 nucleotides. Its product is annotated as heat shock transcription factor, X-linked-like. Bases 279 to 1376 code for a protein of 365 amino acids. Lineage: Eukaryota; Metazoa; Chordata; Actinopteri; Siluriformes; Bagridae. Gene Ontology annotation, molecular function: sequence-specific DNA binding; DNA-binding transcription factor activity. The record is from RefSeq and is a predicted model, not a curated record. The transcript is spliced from 3 exons. Gene Ontology annotation, biological process: regulation of DNA-templated transcription.
UUUUCCACUCGGGAGGCGAAAAAAUGCUGCUAUGCUGCUAACUUGUUGAUGAUGACAAUGUUUUGAGUCCUUAAUAUUUAUUUACUUACUUACUUACUUUCUUAUUUUACGAAUCAUUUGUUAAUGUAGACGGAUGAAUGUGUUAGAUAGCCGCCCUGCAUCUAGUUAGCGCUAGAGAUCAACUGUCACAAUCUAGUUUGCAACUGUGUAGAUGUGUAAACAUCUAUAGUUCAAUAACACUGAGCUCAUAUCUGUUGUUUACAAAUCAUUUAGCUGGGAUGGAAGUCCUGAUCAACCAAAGAAACUUUCCCAACAACUUGUGGCAUUUGGUGAAUGAUCCUCAGAUUUCUUCAAUCUGCUGGGAUGACAGUGGGGAAGGAAUCCUGAUCUGUCCAGAGGCCUUCAAAGCUGAAGUGCUAUCUGCAGACAACAAGCAGAAGGUCAAGUUCUUCAGAACGACUAAUUUCAUCAGUUUUGUUCGCCAGCUUAACCUGUAUGGCUUCAGAAAAGUUUGCCCAGACUAUAAGACCUCGUUGACAGCAGUGAGCUUCAUACAGCACUACUUUAACCCGAACUUCAAACGGGCAAACCCGGAGCUUCUGGUCAACCUAAAGCGACACACACCUUCCAACAAGGCCAAGCUUGCUGCUGGGAAAGAAACGUCCAACCAGUCAAGUCCUUUGCAUCCGAUGAUGAAAUCACCUGAUAUCUCUGCUGUGGGCGAUUUAUCUGAGCAUCAAGGAACUUCUGAUCACCUGCACGUUAAUGGGUCCCACACAACACCCCAGUCCUCCCAGGCAUUUGUAACAGGUCAUGAUGAUUCAAGCUCUGAGUUCUGUCACCUCCAGGUGGAUUUUCUGUCUACACAUCUAUCUAGUCCAAUGCAACAGGGCUUACAUUGUGCAGUGCCUGAUGGGAAUUUUGAUGCCUCCAUGCCUGAUUUGGCACCAUGCAGUUUUAAUGCACCAGUGAAUCAGUGCUGUAUCAGUGAUGUCCAGGACUCCUCAUAUAGCCACCUCCUGUUCACUGGCCAGGAUCCAAACUGCCAAUCAGCUGAUGUCCAGGACUCCUCAUAUAGCCACCUCCUGUUUACUGGCCAGGAUCCAAACUGCCAAUCAGCUGAUGUCCAGGACUCCUCAUAUAGCCACCUCCUGUUUAUUGACCAGGAUCCAAACUGCCAAUCAGCUGAUGUCCAGGACUCCUCAUAUAGCCACCUCCUGUUUACUGGCCAGGAUCCAAACUGGCAAUCAGCUGAUGUCCAGGACUACUUAUACAGCAAGCUCCUGUUUACUGACCAGGAUCCAAACUGGCAAUCAGCUGAUGCUCCAGAUCCCAGGAAGAGUCACAUAAACCUGGACACUAUAUUCGAUGCAUAAGAUGAAAUGAAUUUUUAUACUCUGCCCACCAUUGACUUGUUGUGAAGACAAUUAAUUAUCAUUAAUUAUCAGUAUACCAUCUCUUUCAUUAUUCUGAAUCAUUUCUUUAAUAAAAUAAACAUGAAACAUGAAUAUACCAA